GUCGUGGCAGUGUAUGGGCUCACGGACCCCGCUGCAAUAGUGUUGUGCCUCUGGCCCUUGAUUCAACACCUGUCGUCUGCCUCUGAUGAUCCACCUGGACUGGAGGCGAUGGUGGACCCCAACAGUCUCUGAAUAUGGGCAGUUUAACUAUGAUAGACCGAGGUUAAGUUUCCAAGAGAGAGAUUGUGCGACUGGGAGUGGAGGCUGCACAUUUUCCCACGUAACUGCUGCCCUUGCCUUUCAUGGAUGGAGAGGUCAAGGAUGGAGCUUGGAAAAACGGACUGCACGUUUACCUUAUCACUGGAGUCUGUUGGAAAGAGACAGGAGAGUGUCUGACUGCAAAACCUACUUCAAAUCAAAGGGAUUGGAAAACAUCGACUGAUGGGCUUUUCUUCUGAACAUCCAGUUUGUGACCAUAAAGGAGAAGCAUUACUAAAACAUGAAAUGUAAUCCAUGUUUCAUAAUGUAAAUUACAUAGUUUAACAUAAAAUGGAAGAUACAAUUUCCUUGUAUGUAGCUUGUGUUGUCUAUUACAGAUAAAUUUGGGAAGGCAAUAGAAAGUAGGGAGAAAGAAAUUAGUGAGUUUGAAGUCAGGAAAUGCUGAUUCUGGGCUAUCAAUAUAGUCAUUGAAAAGGUUUCUGUGUUGUAUCUCUCUCGUACCUAUCUUGUCCUUUAUAAUUCUUUUGGAGCUUGCAAAUUCUAUUGGCACAUAGCCAAAUAAAAUUAAGCAAGCACAAUAAGAGUAAGCACAGGGCAGUGAACCCCUGUAUGGAGAAAUUUCAGCAAUAAAUUUCAAACCAUGUAAUGAUAUCAACAAUGUCCAUAAUGCAAUGACUGUAAUCCUGAUUUGUAUGAUCAUGGUUUAGUAAACCAAUGAAACUAGCUUGUCCUCUAGCUGGUAUCUAUAUUGAUGGCUUCAGAAGUUGUUAAAUAAAUAUGUUGAAGCGUUUCGAGAGAAA
Leucoraja erinaceus (little skate) is the source of this 959-nucleotide messenger RNA. RefSeq names its product NADH dehydrogenase [ubiquinone] 1 alpha subcomplex subunit 1-like. The transcript is spliced from 3 exons. The coding region runs from base 86 to 382 and encodes 98 amino acids. NCBI's taxonomy places the organism in Eukaryota, Metazoa, Chordata, Chondrichthyes, Rajiformes, Rajidae. The record is from RefSeq and is a predicted model, not a curated record.